Molecule: messenger RNA, 3909 nt
Organism: Adineta ricciae
Lineage: Eukaryota; Metazoa; Rotifera; Eurotatoria; Adinetida; Adinetidae
Source: the annotation of a GenBank genome assembly
AUGACCGUAACUAAACAAAACCCUUCAUUGAGCGAAUAUGAACAGUUACAAGAAUUAUAUUCAACUACGCUUAAAUGUCCGUGUUCAAACAUGAUAAUGCCAUAUUCUACUGUCAUUUCAUUUUCUGUAACUCUACAUGAAGUGUGUAAGAGUGAUUUUGUUAAUGAAUCAUGGAUUUUACUGAUGGCAUUAACAUCCUCGAUGAAUACAUAUGAUGGUCUUGAUGACAAACACUUUCGACUGUUGUCUUUCUUAUGUGAUCUAAUUAAUGAAACAAUUGAUGAUGCUAUUCGUCGCUUUACACAACGUUCCUUGAUCACCCCGAAUUUACUCACUGCAACAAAUGUAAUUACUGAACUCGAUACAGCUUUCAAUCAAACCAUUCAAACAUUGGUUACCAAUUUUAAUCUGCUUGUCAAUAUAAGCAAUCUUUUUAACCAGGUCGAUCAGCCUUUUACAAUGUCGGAUAAUGCAAAAUCAGCAUUCAUUGUAACAAAUAGCAAUAAUUCUGAAGAAAUGCCUCAAGUGUCAAUUCGUUUGGCGAGUGUAACAAGUGAGUAUGAAUCUUCAACGAACUGCAUUUGUGCCACUCAUCCUCAUUGUCAAAGAGCGACUAUUCAUCAUGAUUGGAAAAAUAUCUCAUUAUGUGGUACGAUAUCGAAUGUCUCCUAUGUGAUACCAGGCAUGACGAUAGGAUGUUUCAUUCUUAAUUCUCUUCUACUUUCGACGUUGGAAUGUUUGUAUUCCGAAUGUUGUCUUUCAGUGUUAAAUUACUAUAUAAAUGUAGCAUAUAUGCGUGAAUAUACAAAUAUACUAUGGUUUGAUGCUCACCAUCUUGUUUAUAAUCCUGCAUCAAGUAGAUUUCCUCCAAAUACUUCUAUUAAGAUGAUCAUUAAAGAAAUGAUGAUUGAACAAAGGCAAUCAUCCUUUUCAUUUCCAAAUUAUUAUGCAACAUGUGCACCAAUUUAUUGUGCAUAUUCUGACCGAGUAUAUACGUACGAUUUCCUUCAAAUAGUGAUAAAACUAAUAUCCAUAAUCAGUGGUCUUACUGUUGCUUUACGAAUAUUUACACCAUUGAUCGUCAAUAUUGUGUUUUAUUUAUUAAAACCCAAACUUCAAACACAACCAUCAUCACAAGUUCGUCCGAAAUUAACCGUCCAAAUAAGAAAAUUAUUGCGACAAUUUCUUACAUUAUUAUACACAAAAUCAAUCGAUGUAAACAUAUUUCCUCUUCGAACAUUUGAAAAUCAUAUUGAUCGAAGAAGAGCCAAACGUCUUGGUCAAUUAGCUACUCGUCUAUAUAUAAUCCUUCUUAUUAUUAGUCUUGUUAUUGCAACAUUUUAUACUAUUAUUGAACCUCGAACUUUGAUUAAAACUUUUGAUAAACCAUCACUUGAUCUCUACAAUGAACUCCUGCUCGACCAUAAUGGUUCGGUUCAAUGUCCGUGUUCAACAAUCGCAACAACUUAUCAAAAAUACGUCGUGAUUGAACCAGUAUUUCACCAGAUUUGUUCCAACUCAUUUGCUGUUGAUCAAUGGCGAGAGAAUAUUACAGCUAGUCUCGUUCUUUCUAACUACGAUGUGCGAGACUAUCGCCGGUUUCUCUCGGCUCAUUUACAAUUUCUGAUUGGAUUAUGUGAUCUAUCAAUGAAAUCAGUAACCGAUUCUAUUUCACAAUUUCUUUCAUCAUUGUUCAUCACUACUGAACUUCAGUCACCAACAAUUUUUCAAGCACAAAUUCAUUCAUUAAUAAAUAAAAGUAUAUCAAAUGCUCCGGUAACAUUUGCUCGUCUGCUUGCUUUACUUCGAACAACAAAUCAUGGCAAUGCUUUCAUUACAACAUAUGGAACAAAUUUUCAAUAUUAUCUACGUGAAUGGAUUAAAAUUUCACCAAAUUCAAAUACGAAGGAUGGCACCAUGGCACUUACUCGAGCAGUGAUUUAUGAUAAUAAUUGUUCAUGUGCAUUGAAUAAAAGUUGUACAACUUCGGCAGUCUUUACCAACAGACAAUCAUCUUCAAUGGUCCCAAUAAAAGGUUUCAAAAUGGGAUGCACACCAACAGAGUCAUUUCUUCGCUCGACUCUCGAAUGUUUUUAUGAUUUAUCAUGUAUUAAUCUUAUUCAAAAUUUUAGUAACUAUAGUAGCGUCAAUGAUAAUACAAAUAUUACUCUGUACUUAACAAAUUCAAGUCAUUUCUCAAUGAAUACCACUUUUUUCGAUCUUAUCAAUCAACUUUUUGUUGAAACUUGGUCAGCAACAACUAAUCAUUCUGCAUAUUUUUAUCAAUGUUCACCCAUUUUGUGCUCAUAUACUUAUAUUCAACAAUUAAACUCUCUUUACACAGUGACUCUUCUCCUCGGUCUUUACGGUGGUCUCAGUAUUGUUCUCAAAUGGAUAACUCCAAACAUCGUUUAUAUUUUAGCUCAAAUUUGUCAUAAGCAAAAGAAUCGAUCAAGUGUUGUCAAUCCGAAAAACAGUACUAAGAUAACAACCAUUGCGACCAUAGAUACAGUGAGCUCAGUGAAUCUUUCGCAUGCUGCUCUUAAUUCAGAAUCAGUAUACACUACUUCAAUAUCUAAUUUGACACUGAUACGUUUCUUAUUGUUUGGGAUUUUGAUCAUCAUACCUGUAGUGAUGGCUUUUAUUGGUCCAGUUGUUUAUCUUCACCGGCACAGAAAGCAUCUCAGCACAUCCCCACUUUCGUCAACUAGUACAUCACAAAGUACGGUAAAUAUGGUAACAAGUUUCAAUACGGACGCCUUAAUCUCAUCAGCACCAUCCUGUGAGUUAACAUUUCAGACAUCGAUUACAUACACCGUUAACUACACUGGUGAUUUGGGUUUGGGAAUAACAAUGGAAGUCGGAAAUUUCAAUGACGAUGAUUGGCCAGAUAUCGUUUUUACGAACUUUGGCGGUAAUUAUAUAGGUAUCUUGAUUGGAAAUGGUGAUGGCACGUUUGGGGCACCAAGAAUAUAUUGGACUGGAGAUUAUAGUGGCCCCUAUCGUAUGGUUGUUUUUGAUUUUGACCAUGAUAAUCAUUUAGAUCUCGCCGUUAUGCUUGUUGGACCGUCUAAAAUAGGUAUAUUUCUUGGUAGAGGCGAUGGAACUUUUGCAACACCAAUUAUGUUUUCGCUUGGAUCCCUAAUUCUUCCGAAUUCAAUUGCUGUUGCUGAUUUUAAUCGUGAUAAUCAAUCGGAUUUGUGUGUUUGUACCACUGCUCCUGGUGAUAUAAUGAUGUUGCUUGGCAAUCGUGAUGGGAGUUUUGUAGUAUAUCGGAUGAAUUCGACUUACACAUGUCAAGAUUUAGCCGUUGGCGAUUUCAAUAAUGAUGGUGAACUCGAUAUUGCCGUUGUCUCCUUAGCAUAUGUGAACUAUUUUAACGUAUUUUUUGGCAAUGGCCGUGGCAACUUUACUAGAGAAAUGGUAGUAUCAAUAGGACAGUAUAGUUUAAUCAACUCAAUAACUGUUGGCGAUUUCAAUCAUGAUAAUCAAUUGGAUCUUGCCGUAGCGGAUUUUCGAACAAACAAUAUAUGGAUAAUGUUUCAAGAUGAAAACGGAACUUUUCAAACACAAGUAACAUAUUCAACCGGAUAUGUUAGUAGACCAUACUCAAUAAUUACUGGUGAUUUCAAUAAUGAUCAUCAGCCAGAUCUUGCUAUUACAAAUUCGAUCUUAAGUAGCGUAUGUAUUUUUCUUGGUUUGAGUGAUGGAACAUUUUUCGCACAAAAAACAUUUUCUCUUGGAGCUGAAAAUAAUGCAGAUUUAAUUAAGAUUGGUGACUUCAACAAUGAUAACAAAUUAGAUGUGAUUAGCACCAAUAGUGAGACGAGUGUUUUUCAGAUUCUUCUGAACUCGUGUGAUUGUUGCGUAACUGGAUUCAUACAGCAACAUCUAGACACUCAUAAAUGA